ACGGUAACCCGCCGAGCAGAGCGCGAUGAGGCGGGCGCCAACGGCUGGGGCCGCGGGGCGGGAUCCGGCGCGAGUGCGCGGCGUCGACGGGGCGGCCUAGUGUGCGCUCGCCGCUCCUGCGCAAGGUGUGGGCUGCAGUCGCUGGCUUGGGCGCCGCAGACGCGGGCGGACCCCGGGCCCCUGGCGGGCGCGGCGCCGCCGCCCUCGAGGCCGCCCUCCUCGCCCCGCUAUGAUCGACUCGGUGCAGCUGCGCCGCCGCUGCGCGGCCGACUUCUUCUCGCACUACGAGUACCUGUGCGCGCUGCAGGACUCCGUGCCGCUGCCGGCCGUGCGCGCCUGCCUGCGGGAGGGCGUGCUGGACUUCAACGCCGACCGCCUCCGCGUGGUGGACUGGGCGCCGCUGCUGAGCACCCUCAAGAUCAACAAGGACCUGCCGCUCAUCUCCAUCAGGAGCUGCUUCCAGCCGUGGCUCGGGGAGACAGGUCCUAAUAUAAAUAAGGUUUGUAGAAGUCGUGUUCCUGCGAUAAGAUCUAAAGAUGUGACCUUCCAGUUAUGUAAAGCUCUUAAAGGCUGUUUAAGUACAUCAAACAUGCUGAGGAACCUGGAGCUAAAUGGACUGCUUCUAAGAGAGAGAGAUUUAACUGUUUUAACAAAGGGAUUGAAUAAAUCGACUUCUUUGGUGCACCUGUCUCUUGCGAAUUGCCCAAUUGGAGAUGGAGGUUUAGAAAUUAUUUGUCAAGGAAUAAAGAAUUCUGUCACUCUUAAGACAGUCAACUUCACGGAGUGUAAUCUGACAUGGCAGGGAGCAGAUCACAUAGCCAAGAUCUUAAAGUACCAGACGAUGAGAAGGCACGAGGAGACCUGGGCCGAGAGCCUUCGCUAUAGGAGGCCUGAUCUCGACUGCAUGGCUGGCUUGAGGCGCAUCACACUGAACUGCAACACGCUCGUUGGAGACGUGGGUGCACGCGCUUUUGCGGACUCUCUCAAUGAGGAUUUGUGGCUUAGAGCACUUGACCUGCAGCAGUGCGGCCUCACCAAUGACGGAGCCCAGGCUUUACUAGAGGCUUUGGAGACCAACAGGACUCUGGUGGUUCUCGAUAUAAGGAAAAAUCCACUCGUUGAUCAUUCUAUGAUGAAAGCAGUUAUCAAAAAAGUUCUCCAGAAUGGAAGGAGUGCUAAGUCAGAGUACCAGUGGAUAACUUCUCCAUCUUUGAAGGAAUCAUCUAAAACUGCUAAACAGAAAAAGAAAACUAUAAUUCUAGGAAAUAGUCGAAAAGGAAAAGCUACUAUUAGAAUUGGAUUGGCCACCAAGAAACCCAUGGGUAGCGGAAGAAAACACACACCUGGUAAAGAAAGCUAUGCUCCUGAAGCUCUCCCUCCUGGGGUUUCUGGUUUCUUGCCCUGGCGUACUGCAGAGCGUGCGAGGAGAAGCAGGGGUUUUCCAUUAAUCAAAACUCGAGAUAUACCUAAUCAGCUGCAGUCAUCAGGUUUUCCUGUCACUGUAACACUAGAGAGUCCUUCAUCCUCAGAAUGUGAAGAGAUAGAUGAUUCCUCAGAAAGUGUCCAUGAAAUACCAGAGAAAGCCAGUGUAAAGCAUGAAGCAUUGCAGGAAAAACUGGACGAGUGCUUAAAGCAGUUAAAGGACGAAAGAGUAAUAAGGCUUAAGGCUGAUAAACGAGUCAGUGAGCUAGAACAAGAAAAUGCCCAGUUAAGAAACCUAAACUUCUCUUUGUCUGAAGCUCUUCAUGCACAGUCAAUGACAAACAUGAUCCUGGAUGAUGAAGGUGUUUUGGGCAGCAUUGAGAAUUCUUUCCAGAAGUUCCAUGCCUUCUUGGAUCUCCUCAAAGAUGCUGUUAGUAUUCCACCAGAAGAAGAAAAGAAGGCACUUGAAGAGGAGAAACCAGAUCCAAAGCAGAGUACUGUAGGACGAAUGCAAAAUAUCCAAGUUUCUAUUUGUAUGCAGUCAGCUUACAAUGAAGGAACACUAAUGAAGUUUCAGAAAUUUACAGGUGAUGCUAGAAUUCCUUUGCCUCUUGACUCCUUCCAUGUCCCAGUUUCUGCUCAGGAGACCGUAGGAACUUCC
Messenger RNA from Octodon degus (degu), 2083 nucleotides. RefSeq names its product centrosomal protein 78 (gene Cep78). Gene Ontology annotation, cellular component: centrosome. Gene Ontology annotation, molecular function: protein binding. The transcript has 16 exons. NCBI's taxonomy places the organism in Eukaryota, Metazoa, Chordata, Mammalia, Rodentia, Octodontidae. The record is from RefSeq and is a predicted model, not a curated record. The annotation marks the transcript as partial.